GUUACAUCUAGUAUUCCACAAAUAUACAGCGUCAAGCGUCUCAGCCGUUAUACUCAAACUCGGCUUUCUGCGCUUCCGAGUUUUGACAAUCCUUUCGUGCUUCGCCGUGUUCUGGUCGAUAUGCGCAACCUGAUGCCUAUGCGACCAGUCUCUUUGCCACCAAUGUCAAUCGGUGCUUUAAGUUCUGUAGGCAAAGAUAUUUCAAGCGCCAAGAAACCUUGCGGGAAUGCCGAACAAUUUUAUACGGAAUCAUCUCCGUCCAGGUAUUCUUCUUGGAGUUCAAUGCCAUCUGCUGGAUGUUCUUAUUUAGCACCGUUGGCCUACCGCCCAGCCAGCACAAUGACUGCGAUUUUACCACUAAUUCGGCACUGUCAAAAGUGUGGCUCUCAGCGUAUUCGCUUUAUUUUGGUCGAGCGGCCGCCAUUCUUCGAGGCUAAAGAAGAAUUAGCUUCUACAGACGAUUGGCUUCGACAUCGUAAAGUGCGCCCCAAAAAAGGGAAUUAUUUCUUCGAGAAGCAGGUUAGUUAG
This is a messenger RNA of Protopolystoma xenopodis, 528 nucleotides long. NCBI's taxonomy places the organism in Eukaryota, Metazoa, Platyhelminthes, Monogenea, Polystomatidea, Polystomatidae. The record is from the annotation of a GenBank genome assembly.